Messenger RNA from Epinephelus lanceolatus (giant grouper), 2014 nucleotides. Its product is annotated as growth/differentiation factor 8-like. Gene Ontology annotation, cellular component: extracellular region. The record is from RefSeq and is a predicted model, not a curated record. NCBI's taxonomy places the organism in Eukaryota, Metazoa, Chordata, Actinopteri, Perciformes, Serranidae. Gene Ontology annotation, molecular function: growth factor activity; cytokine activity.
UGACCUCUUCUUCCCUCCAGGAUGCUCCUCUUCCUCGGCCUGUCCGUCUUCUUCUCCGCCAGCCUCUCCAUGGAGAUGAACCAGACCUCCAAGUUGCUGGCGGAGAGCGGAGAGCAGUGCUUGGCCUGCGACUUCCGGGAGCACAGCAAGCAGAUGAGGCUCCACAGCAUCAAGUCCCAGAUCCUCAGCAUCCUGCGGCUCGAGCAGGCUCCCAACAUCAGCCGGGACAUGAUCCGCCAGCUGUUGCCCAAAGCGCCGCCUCUGACGCAGCUCCUGGACCAGUACGACCCGCGGGUGGAGGACGAGGACCACGCCACGACGGAGACCAUCAUCACCAUGGCCACCAAGCCUAACGCGAUCACCCAGGACGAGUUGUCCUCCUGCUGUGUGUUCAGCCUCAGUCCGAAGAUCCAACCCAAAAACAUCCUGCGCGCUCAGCUGUGGGUUCACCUGCGGCCGGCUGACAUGGUCACCACCGUCUUCCUGCAGAUCUCCCGCCUCAAACUUGGCAAGGAGGGAAACAACACCAGAGUCAGAGUCCGCUCGCUGAAGAUCGACACUGACGCCGGUGCCAGUUCCUGGCAGAGCAUUGACAUCAAGCCUCUGCUGCAGGCUUGGCUGCGCCAACCGGAGACCAACUACGGGAUCGAGAUCAACGCCUACGACUCCAAUGGAGAAGAUUUGGCCGUCACGUCAGCAGAGCCUGGAGAGGAAGGACUGCAACCGUUCAUCGAAGUGAAGAUCCUCGACAGCCCCAAGAGAUCCCGCCGCGACUCGGGCCUCAACUGCGACGAGGAGUCUGCGGAGACCCGCUGCUGCCGCUACCCGCUCACCGUCGACUUCGAGGAGUUCGGCUGGGACUGGAUCAUCGCGCCCAAACGCUACCGGGCCAACUACUGCUCAGGGGAGUGCGAGUUCAUGCACUUGCAGCAGUACCCGCACGCACACCUGGUGAACAAGGCCAACCCGCGGGGCACGGCGGGGCCCUGCUGCACGCCCACCAAGAUGUCACCCAUCAACAUGCUCUACUUCAACCGCAAGGAGCAGAUUAUCUACGGGAAGAUCCCGUCCAUGGUGGUAGACCACUGCGGCUGCUCCUGAGGGAACCCCGGCGUCUGCAGGACUUAAGGUUGAACGUAAAGCUCUAUUUUGUUAAAAACCUAUAGACCCAGUGACGUCCCGCCUGUGGAAGAGAUUUAUUCUCAAGGACUGGACUCUUAAAAGUUGGUUUUAGUUUUAUUCUUUGUGCGUUUAUACAAGAACAACAACUAGAUAUCAGACAGAACAUGAUAGGAACAGCUGAUAUCACUCUGAAGGAUCAACUUGUGAAAAAUGAAAAGCAGUGAGCAUUACGUUUAGACGUUACGGUAACAUUACAUACCCACAAGGUGCAAUUCAGACCAUGAACAGUGGGGGGGGGGGCAGUACAUCAGGAUGACAAGUGAGGUUUGCAGAAGCAACGUAUACUCAAAGAACAGUUCGUAUGACGAAUUUGUACCCCACGAAUGAUGUCACAUUCCUAACAUACAUAAUAAGCGUAGACUUAUGGAGGUUAGGUUUAGGAAAAGACACAUGAAGAGGACGUACCUUAAGUGACUCAAAGUUCACAGGGAUCUGAAACACGCGACUCCAGGGGAAGGUCUUGGGUGAAAGUCUGCAAUUUGAAUUUUCGCGUCAUAUUCUAACACUAGAAUAUUUUGUGUUGACUUGCUCCAUACGCACAUGAAAUCUCUGAGUUGAUUGGCUAUUAAGGCGUGAAUUGUUUGCUGAAUUUCAGAUUUUUCAGCUCUUGCAAAUGAGCGUUUCACGUGGAACAGUGCUACCCGCUUCAUUCUCGCUGCUUAAUUCAUGCCACUUGGCAGGAAUUCACGUCUACUCUUGGGUGGGUCACAAAAACGUGGACUUUACCCCUGGAUGUGCUUGUUCGGACUUGAGUGAACUCAAUGUCAUUUUAAGGUUCGUCCUUACCAUGUUUUUUCCCCCCCAAACCUAACCUCUGUAUGUUAAAGGGAUA